Molecule: messenger RNA, 3918 nt
Organism: Mycena indigotica
Lineage: Eukaryota; Fungi; Basidiomycota; Agaricomycetes; Agaricales; Mycenaceae
Exons: 20
Coding region: 16-3918 (1300 amino acids)
Biological process (GO): lactate metabolic process
Molecular function (GO): heme binding; L-lactate dehydrogenase (cytochrome) activity
Source: RefSeq, a predicted model, not a curated record
UUUCCCUCUACGCUCAUGUUCACCCUCGACCAAGUCGCGGCUCACAACAAACCUACCGACUGCUGGGUUAUCAUUGCUAACCGGGUCUAUGAUGUAACAGACUUCCUCAAGGAACACCCAGGUGGUGCCAGCAUUAUCCUGAAAUAUGCGGGGAAGGACGCUACUCAAGCAUACGCCCCAAUUCACCCCUCCGAUGCAUUAGAAAAGAACCUGCCCCCAGAAAAGCAUCUUGGGCCUCUUACUGAGAGCGCUGCCCGUCACAUGGCUGAGCAACAGAGCCGUGAGAAAAGCAAAGAUGAAAUGAGAGUAGAAAAAGCUCUUCUACAUCGCCCUCCACUUAGCCGGAUUCUUAACUUGGCUGACAUGGAGGUAGUUGCGCGCCAAGUGCUAUCCCAUAAAGCAGAGGCCUAUUACAGUUCUGCAGCUGACGAUCAUAUAACUACAUCUGAGAAUGCCCGUGCGUUCUCGCGGUUUUACUUUCACCCACGCGUUAUGCGACCUGUCGCGAAAUGCGAUCCAUCAACUAGUAUACUUGGCUUCAAGUCAUCAAUUCCAGUCUUCGUCUCCGGAGCAGCGCUGGCGAAACUGGGUCACCCUCUCGGUGAAAUAAACAUUACGCGAGGCGCUGCUAGGACGUCUAUUAUUCAGAUGGUGUCCUCCAAUGCGUCCAUGUCGUUUUCCGAGAUUAUGGGUGCCGCCUCACCUACGCAACCGCUUUUCUUCCAGUUGUACAAACACUCGAACACCGCCAUAGCUGAAGAACGUGUAAGAGAAGUUGAACGACUUGGCUAUAAGGCCAUCUUCUUGACCGUGGACGCUGUAGUGGCAGGAAAUCGCGAGAAAGAUAUUCGGAGUCCUUGGGCUCUUGAGGACCUCGAACGGGGCUCCCCGAAGGUUCAUAUCGACGGGGAAGAUGGACUGGAAGAUUCAGGGCUGGGGACGGCUGGCGCCUUGAUCGCCAAUGAUGACCGCGAAAUGACAUGGGAGAAGACCAUCCCUUGGUUGCGCAGUAUUACUAAGCUGCCUAUCGUCGUCAAGGGUGUUCAAUGCGUGCAGGAUGCUGUUCUCGCCGUUGAGGCCGGCGUCGAUGGAAUCCUGCUUUCGAAUCACGGGGGAAGACAAUUAGAGUACUCGCUUCCCCCCAUCGAGGUCUUGUAUCGACUCAGGAAGCAGAGACCAGAUGUAUUUGAGAAAACGGAGGUCUACAUUGAUGGUGGGAUUCAGCGCGGGACAGAUGUACUUAAGGCCCUGUGUCUUGGCGCAACUGCCGUUGGCCUUGGUCGUCCAUUCCUAUACGCUCAAAGUGCAUACGGAGAAGAUGGAGUUGUCAAAAUUGUGCAGAUACUACAGCGGGAGAUAGUCUCAGGCAUGCAUGGCCUGGGUGCUUCCCGUAUACGAGAUCUGAUUCCAGACAUGGCAACCCCCGUUGUGCCUUGGAACCAGAACAACCCUCGAGAGAAGAGCCAGGAUCGAUGGUCAAAGACAUAUGUUUCCAAGGACAGAGAAUCGAGUCCCACACGACAAUCACAAGCUCCUCCCCCAUCUCAAGAACCCUCCUCCCCCAGGUCUACUACAUCUUCUUCCCCUACCAAACGUUUCCCUCGUCCACUUUCCCAAUCAUCCGCUCCUUCUCAACUCAGCAACCGCGUGUCGGCUCACAUUACUUCUUCCACCUCCUCUCAGACCAAUCGACCUCCCUCUCCACUGAAAUAUUCAUCCCUGGCUGCCCCCGAGUCUGGCAUCCUGCCCUCCCCCCAUGAUGCCACUCUCUCCAAAGUCUAUGGCUCUGUUUUACAACCUCGUGAAACGCUUCCAGUGCAAGCUUGUGCUAACUGCAACACCCCAUUUGUUGCGCCAACAACAUCGACAAUAUAUCCAGACCCGUAUGGGGCGACUACGCCUGGGCCGCCACGUUUCUUCUGCCGCAGUUGCUUUAUUUCGAAUGGCGGAUCUCGGGGUCCAUGCGCGGAAUGCUCUCGUCCUGUGCUUAUUCUCAAGUCAGAAGGGGGUUUUGUUCACGCAGGCGACAAGUAUUGGCAUAAGAAAUGUUUCAACUGUAUAGGCUGCGACAAGAGUAUCGGCGAUUCACCAAUGCUUGACCUCCUCGGACGCCCAACCUGUCAUGAGUGUUUUGACACUUGUUUGGAGCGCGAUGCGACAACGCCAAAGAAGACUCAUAGCGCCACAAGCACCCCCGGACGAGUCGAUCGACAUCAAAGUCGAGAGGGCAGUCCCGCUUUGGAAGAACUCGAGCAGAGGUUGGGGAUUAUCAAGAAUCGCGAACCCAGUCCGGCCUUGGAGGAGUUGUCAUACCGUCUUAGCAUGAUAGGGAAGGACAGCCCUACACGAAGCCCUUUGGCUACUUCAGGCUCUCGGUAUUCUGUCUCCAGCCGGGAAACUAGCCCUCUUGUUGUCCGAUCUCGCACAAAGAGUGAUCCCUCUUUGAGUUUUGACAAUAGCCCUGCCAGGCGUUACGAGCGAUUCCGUAGUCCAGAACCUGAUGACCGCUCUCCAUCUCCAUCGAAGCGCUACUCUACCUCUGGAGCCGCAAGCCCUCUCCGUGAUAGCCCAAACACGCGACCCGCUGAAGAGGCUAUUGAAGAAAUGAAGCGUCGGUUUAUGAAAAGCUCCUCGAAUUCACCGGCAGCGUCAACUAGCUCGACUCCACCCCUCGCCAAACCUCGACUUCGAUCUUCCCGUUCCUCUGGCCGGCUUUCAACCCCAUCGACUCCUGAUUUAACUUCAGAUUCGUCAGACGCGACUUCGUCCGUUGGACCAGAUUCACCUCCUAGAUCAGAAUACUCGGAUGUCUUCAGCACCUCCAAAGUCCAUCCUCAUAGUUAUAGCAAUCGACCCAGUCACCUUCUGGGGAGUGAAGAUAUCAUUGCAGAAGAAACGAGUAGUCAGAUGACUACCCCUGUCCACACUCCCAAAUCUUCCGUGAAGGAAACAACAACUCAUGCAAAGAGCCCCAUCCCGUUCUCGACCUCUCUCACAUCCAAAUCUCCGAAAACUCCAUCCAAGUCACCGGGGCCAACAACACCGACGAAAAACACAUCUAAGUCUCCGAAACGCCUUUCGAUUGCUUCAGUCUCGGAAUCAACCACUUGCGUCAAAUGCCUGCAAUCUCUUUUCUCGGUCGGCGAAGGAGGCCGUUACGUUACAGUUCCGAACGAACUUUCCGGAGAACCAGAAUCAUAUCACUCCAAAUGUUUUACUUGCGUUAUGUGCAGUUUACCUUUCAAAGAAGGGAGCGCAGGUCAAGCAUUAUUUGUGAAAGGCGUCGAUGGCCCAGCUCACGUUGAGUGUGCGCCCCCUCAGAAGAUUUCCAUCAAAUCCCGGCCUACAACUGCCUUGCCAGGGGUAUCUAUUUUCGCAUCCAAGGCCGCACCUACUCGGCCUACUGAGAGCAACAAAUUCGAGCGUCCACCAAUGACUGCUCCUCCAACCUCUACGCCAAUGACAUUCCCGCGUUUUGGAGGCUCCAACUCGUGUCCAGGCUGCAAUGUCUCCGUUUCUCCGAUGGAGCGAGGAGUAGUACCUGGGCCUCAGGGUUCUCGAUGGCACGCUUCGUGCCUUGUUUGCGGGGGCAAAAAGCCGCCAACAAAAUCAUGGGCAUUCCGCGAUGAAAAGAAGAAGGGGGUACCCGGCUGUGGUAAAAAACUUGAUAGUGCCGCAAAGCGGGAUGUUGAAGGUCGUGUUUGGUGUCGAGAGUGCUCACUUCUAUUGCCUAUGGAAAUCAGAGCUUCGCCGCAAAGCUCGCCAACACGCACACCAAUCGUGCCUACUUACACUGGCUCCGGGAAGAUUGUCCCGCAGACGACGGGAACAACGACCAUCGCUCGCCAAAUCACUGGUCACGGGAAUGAUCCCUCUAUCUUUCGACAGCUUACAGGUGUGGAGGAGACCCAGCGUUAA